UGGGUGUUAUGACAGAACAUGCACGUGAAAUUGUUAACCAGUGAGUGUUUAUAGAGUGACACGUGAGAUAUUGCAGCAGUGAAUUAAGCGAGUUAUCCUGGGCGUCCGUGGCGUGGAAAUAGAAAUCGGCGCUUGUAAUCCUCUCGCAGAGCUCACAGAGCCUGGUGAGGCCACAUUGGGCUCUUUGUAAGCUCAGCCCACCUUCUCGCCACAACACGACGCACUUGAGAGCAGCUUGAAAGUGCAUUGAGCGCUCGUCCUGCUAACGUUAGCUUGGCGGAUUGAGUGACAGUCGUGAAGAUUGUCGCGGUCAUUGGCAGACAAAGACAAGACAAUGCCUCCAUGGAGGAAUGCGGCGCGCGCCUAAAUAUCAUUUUGGCGUCGACAAAGUUACGACAAAACCUUAAAACGACGUUGCAGCCAGUUUGGGAGCUACAGGGCCAGAAGCAUGACUGAGCAGCAGGAGCACUGCGAAGAAACAGGUCUAUUGUCUGCACAGGACCUGGACGCCUCCAAGGAUGAAGAUGCGCAUGGACACCUCAGGUUUCAUCUGAUUGAAGAGCUGUCCUAUGAGGAUGUCAAAAAAUGUUACCGUGGCUCGUGUGUGUCUUGCAGCGACUUGCUUCAGGCCAUGGAUGAGUGUGUGUGUGUGUACGGCGCCAACGUGCUGAGCCUGGUGCAGAGCUCGCCGCCUCUGAGGGAGCGCGUGGUGUCGGCGGUGAGCCGGGUCGGAGCGGCCGGCGGCUGGAGAGGGAGUUCCGGUGCCGUGCGAGCCGGCCGGUCCGCCAAGGAGCUGCUCAUGACUCUGCCCUGUCCCUCUGCACAGACUGUCAGCAAGUACAACUCGCAGUACCACAAACUCUUCCAGUGUGUGCCCAAGGAUGAGCUCCUGAUGAAAGUGUACUCCUGCGCUCUUCUCAGAGAUAUCCUCCUCCAAGGCAGGCUUUACAUCUCGAGAAAUUGGCUAUGUUUCUAUGCCAACCUCUUCGGCAAGGACAUUAAGGUGGCUCUCCCCGUUGUCUCUGUGCGGUUGGUGAAAAAGCAUAAAACAGCGGGCCUGGUGCCCAAUGGCUUGGCUAUCACCACAGACACUGGUCAGAAGUAUGUAUUCGUGUCACUUCUAUCAAGAGACAGUGUGUAUGACGUCCUUCGAAGGAUCUGCACACACCUACAGGUCAAUGGGAAGAGUCUGAGUAUAAAGCAGUACAUGGAGGAACCCGCCUUAUCGCUGGAUGAAUUCCCGACCCCUGACGAGUUUCCAGUGGGGGAUGAAUUCCCGUCAGUGUUAAAGUGGAGAAGGAAGCCCUCAGUGGUGUCUGUGUCCUCCUCCCUUCCUGACCUGGUGGGGAACUCCAACAGCAGUCUGAGCACUGCAAGUACACCCUUCAAGUCAGAGCAGCCUGUGGAAGAGCGAGCCCUGCAGACAGACAGAGGCCUUUUAUCAGAGCCAGUGGCAGAGUUGGGCCAGAUGGAAUACCAGCUGCUCAAGUUCUUUACCCUGCUUAUCAUUCUCCUCAUCCUUUCUUCGUGCUACCUGGCAUUCCGUGUCUGCAGUCUGGAGCAGCAGCUCUCCUUCCUCAGCAACCCGCAUUUGCCCCUCAGGGAGAGGUCACUAAUAAUCAAUCCAACUCCUAAUUUACUCUAAAUACACACACAUAAGAUGCCUACUCUAUGUGUGAAUCAAUAGGAGGAGGAGGAGAGGCAUAGACCAAAGGCUCCGUCAACCUGUCUUGCUUUCCCGUUGUCCAGGUAACCUCUGCUCCCUUUGACGGGCCUUCGGUUUGGCUGCUGGUCAAGCUUCCCACGUCUAGAUCCAAAAUGAUCUCCGACUCUCCAAUUCAUCGUAUGACGACGAAAACGUCAACCCGUCCCCAGACGUCCGAGGACCUUCCCUCCGUGGGACAGGUGAUCACUUUGAGACUAUGCAAAGAGACUCUUUAUUUGUGUUCAGUAAUGACCCUGAAGCAAGUGACUGACCAUUCAAUCGAGUAAAUUACUUGAAAAGACUGAAUGUAAAAGGGCAUUUCAUUUGUGGCUCAGUCAACUUUACAGAGACCGAAACCAAACAACCCGUCUGAUGGUCCUCACUUGUGCACUUUAAAAAAAAAUGUCCCCCUAAUUUUCAAAUCAUUUUUAGCCGUAUAUAUCAUUCUUGGACAGUGAAAGAGUGGUCAAAACAUGUGCCGAACAAUUCUGAGGUUCCAGGGUUCGAAUCUCAGCUCGCGCAUUUCCAUCUUGUCCCCCGUGCUUGAGUGGCUUCCUCCCACAUUCCAAAAACACGUCUGUUAAGUUCAUUGACGGUUCCAAGUUGUUCCUAGGUGUGAGUGUGAAUGAUGGCGUGAGUGUCGUGAUGCGCCCCUGCAACCAAUCACUUUGCACUCUGCCGCGCAAUUACCUGGGAUAGGCUCCAGGCCACCGUGACCCUAAAUGGGGACAAGCGGGACUCAAGAUGAAGGGAUGGAUGGAUUAUUCUUGAAGAGAGGUACUCACUUUUGAAGGAGACAAGGUUGCAACACUUGACUGACUGAAAAUAUCACCUAACUGUAAUAUACCGAAGCAAUAGCACCUCUUGCGUGUUGAUUACAAUGUGAAUGCAAUGAUGAGGGAACUAGACAGCAAAUGUCUAUUUAUAGAUGUAUUAAUGAGAGUGGUUUAUUCAUUUCAAAUGAAGUGCUCACUGAUAUACUAAUGAUGAGUGCAAAUGUUAUCAUGACUUUGCUGAAGGAUAUUGUAUUGAUUUUUGUUGACUGGGCGUUGUUCUAGUUUAGUAAUGAACUCCCUGUUGAUUAAAUUGGCGACAGACUA
Molecule: messenger RNA, 2805 nt
Organism: Hippocampus zosterae (dwarf seahorse)
Lineage: Eukaryota; Metazoa; Chordata; Actinopteri; Syngnathiformes; Syngnathidae
Gene: gramd2aa
Product: GRAM domain containing 2Aa
Exons: 11
Coding region: 449-1645 (398 amino acids)
Biological process (GO): regulation of store-operated calcium entry
Cellular component (GO): endoplasmic reticulum membrane; extrinsic component of cytoplasmic side of plasma membrane; organelle membrane contact site
Molecular function (GO): phosphatidylinositol-4,5-bisphosphate binding
Source: RefSeq, a predicted model, not a curated record